AUGGCUGAUAGGAAGGCAACUGCUGCAGGAGAUGCUCCUUCAGAGAAAAAUCAAAAGAAGAAAGAGGAAAACCAGAAAGGAAAGGGCCACAAAGAGGAAAAUUUGGAGCCUGUGGUUGAAGAAAUAACUAAGACACCGUCUCAAAUUGCUCGAGAGGAGGCUGAGUACAGAGCACGUAUGCGAAGAAACCGAUUCAAGCGUCGUUGGCCUGAAGUCACUAAAGUGAAGAUCAACACAAGGCCUUGGAUGCCUCCGCCGCCGCCUGAGAGACUACCACCCGUUACUAUAGACCGUCCAGAGUUCAAAACGAAGAGAUGGGUUCCACCAUACAUGCAUCGUCGCCGAAGACGUCCUAAAUUGCCGCGCAUACCGGCGGAAGAAGUCACUCAGCCAUUAUACGAGUUCGCCAAGCUGAGAAGGAUAUGGCACAACUUCAGGCAAGUAGAAAAGAAUAAGAUGAUGCUCCAAGGCAGCAUAGGCUGUAACUCUAAGAAGUAUUCUUCAACUGCUUGUGGGUCACAAACUGGUUGUAUAGCAGUGGUGUGCCGUGUCCUUCUAGAAGAAAAGACACCAUCACAGCUUGUGAAAAGGGACGUGGAUGAUGUGAUCGAGAACGGAGACAGAUAUUAUAGGCAGUGUAUGUUAGCACUCAAGUGCUAUAAAGGAAAACCGCAACUCCAACUGAACCAGUUGCUCUCAUCGUUCUUCUACCACGACAAUAAGUACACUGUGAAAAUGACUGAAGCGGAGAAAGGGCUCUUGGUGAAACACCCUGAUAAUAUACAAGGCGAACCUGAUCUCAUGGCAUUAAUGGAGAAGUACGCCGGAACAACAUACAUGAUGAUUUUGACUAUUGGCGAGGACAAGCACUUCCUUAUCUGGGGUCAUCCUCCACCACCCGAAGCUGAAAGUAAUGUGAAAACCGUAUGUUAUAUAUUCGACCCGCAUAUGUUGAACGAGCUGGGGCAGCCGAAUUCUGUGUACGGAGCUGGAGCAUUUUUACGCUACGCUGGUGUAACGUGUUUCGUUCUAGACUUUCUCGCGAACUACGGAGAUCUAGAUGCAGCAAAAAAGGGGACCCCUAAACCGCCUAUAACCCUGACCAAUAUAGAGGUUGUCCAAAAAGAACCUUUGAUCCGAGAACCUAACUACGAAUUAGAUUUAAAAGCUCUGAAAAUCCACUGCCAGAGCGAAUGGGAGAGCUUAAACAUUAAUGCGCUCAUAGAAAAGAAGAUAAAAGAGGGACAAUACCCUCAAUGUUCCCUGAGUGCAGUGAGCUUGGCAACAUCGCGGGCAACGGCCAGAACAAAAGUCAGAGAGUUUUACCAGAAAAUGCCUAAAGAGCCGCCUGCUCAACUGCCAGUUCCACCCGAAAAGCCACCCCCACCUCCCACUCAAGAACAGAUCAUGGCGCUACGCGGCGAAGACUUCUUCCUCUAUUGUCCGAAAACUGAUAGCCACAUUUAUGGGCGCGAUGAUCUCAUUCCACUACCGAAGUCCGAGACAGUUCUCCACAGUCUGGUCGAGAUCGCCGACCAGAACUUCCAUUCGCAGUUUCAGCAGUUGGACGUUGAGAAGUGGAUAUUGCACGCCACUAGGCACAUGGCCAGUUACAGAUACCAAACCUUCAAAACCUAUACAAGUAUUGCUUGUUGUGUGGCGGCUUUGGCGAUGCUCCGUAGAAUGCGCGCCAGAACGUGGAACGAGGACGUCCUUGACGAGACUUUGGAUUUGGGUUAUAAUCUAUAUAGGGAAUCGCUCGUGGAAAGAGGUGGACCGAUCAGGCGUUUGGUACUCGGGGAACUUAAAGAAAUUUUUAGAAUACGUGACAAGGAAUAUAAGCAUAAGGAACGCGGUAUAGCUGUGUGGGGUAAGAUGAUGUCCUCGGAUCCGAAAGUUUUUGACUUAUGUCGCGGCAUCGAGAGUUUCUUCAAAGAAUCCGAUGCUGGAGUUUUGCAGAUCCCAGGCGAGUAUGAAGUAGCAAUAUGGAAUGAAGGCGGUCGUUACUACGUGUACCAUCCGUGGCCCGCAGACAGAUACGGAUAUAGAAUCGGCUUGCGCGACGGCGGCAAGGCUUGUCUCUUAUACUUCAGUAGGAUAUCGCGCCUGUGCGAGCAUUUCCUCGACAGCGUGUCGGAUAUGAAGCGAAAGCCCUUCAGCAUAGCUGAUGUCAGUGUGCGAGAGUUAGGCGAGAUGCCUGAACCGGUCAAUAAGCUUAAACCUGUAGCACCAAACCGGUGGGUGAUCCGCGGUCGCUUCCACGAGGCGGACGAGAGGUUCCCAGAAGAGCACAGAGGACGCCAGGCGACACCGGCGGCCAUCGCUGCCAUUGCCAUGGCGCAUAUUGUGGACCCAGCUAACUGGACCGCUGAUGAAGUGGACGAGUCCUUAGUUCGGGGCGACAUCCUCUACCAAAAUACUUUAGAAAACUUAGAGCGCAAGGGUAUAAGUCUAGACUCUUCUAAGAACUUUGAAGGUGAAGAGGUAGAAGAGGAAGAGGUCGUCUCCUCUGGAGGGACUUUGGCUGCUGCUGAUGUUUUGGAUAAAUUCAGAAUUUCGGACUACGAUUGUAUUGAAACUGAUGUUUUAGACAGCGCCUAUAUCGGUGAAUUAAACCCUGAUUACACAACAAGUGAAGUGAUGUCGCUGAAACAGUCGCUGAGACAGCUUUUUAAGGAGCAUUCACAUGCGGUGGUAACCGCACGCGGCGUUUCCACGGCCGUAUGGAGACACGAGGACGAUUACUACUUGUUCGAUCCUCACGCGUGUGAUGAGAAUGGUUACCCUUCGGAUGAGGUUCGGGCAACCGCGUGCCUUGUCAGAGUGAAGGGUGGACCUGAUGCAUUGGCUGACGCUGUGCUUGCCAAUCUACCACCGGGAUCUGACGACAGUUUCAACAUAUCGCCAGUAGCCAUCACCGCUACUAAGCUCAACGUUGACAUCGGCGCCCCGGAGACUAAGCUCGAGAGCAAAGCUUUCGAGUGGAUUUCGAAAGGAACGGCUGCUAUCAUGAUGGGACCUCGAGGAGAGAACACGGCGAUCGGCAAGGCAGCUGAAAAGGCUGGUGUGCCGGAGGAGGAUAAGGCGGGACGUACAAUAGCCCUUCCAGCGGCGGCCGCGUUUACAGCGGCUACAGCUUCUGUACCACCGCCACAUAUGCACCAAGAUCACAUGUAUAACUUCUUAGACGCCGGUGCCGAAUACUAUACCAAUCACUUAAAGAAAACUGGUCGCAAAGAAGUGACGCCAGACGACCUGACUGAGAAGUUCGAGAUGGGCGCAAACACUUUCUCAAUUGAAUUAGAAGAACCGAUCACACUACCUCUGCGUCUGCCUGACGAGCCACAAGGAGAAGGUGGUGAAGAGGAGGAAGAAUCCGAGCGAGAUGAAACCGGAGAGGAAGAGGUAGAAGAGGAGACAAAAGAAAAACCAUUGAAACAAAUUAAAGACGCACUGUUCAAGAUGUGGAACGAUCCAACGAAGCCGUCGCACGUAUCUCUGCUGGUAGGUGACUACCACCAGCUGGGGCUGUGGUUGACGCCAGGCGGGAAGGUAGUCGCCUUCGAUCCUGCCCCAACCCUGGCGAAAGGAAUGCUUACAGCGCAAAGGAUUAAGAAAGGUGAUGAGCUUCGCUUGCAACGUCUAAAAGACGAGAUGACUGGAGAAGGUGGCGAAGAAGAAGAAGAAGACGAAGAACUCGGUGGUGAAGGUGAAGAGAAACCCGAGCCAGUACCGGAGUUUGUUCCACCGGAAUCCUCGCCUGCGUUGAUGGUGUUCGCAAGCCCCGGGGAGUUCAUCGAUAAACUAACCCUCCAAGGAGGUCUAGACCGGAAGCAAUGCCUGGCUCCUUGUAAGUUGUAUCCAGUGAAAGUGAUAAACGAGCUCACAUCAGUGUUAAAAGAGAAGAAGACGCCAUCAUCUAAGGCUGGCGAGGACGAGGCUGCUGAUGAAGAAGAAGAUGUUCUCAUCGAGCCAUUAGACGACUCUGCUAUGGGGAAAUAUUUCACGCGAGUGGGGCGCGCGGUGGCGUCAUUGCGGGGUCGCUUAGCUCAGAAUGAGAACUACUUCAUGGAUCCGCCGAAUAGGGAUAAUCAGGACUCGGCUAAUGCAAUAAUGGGCAUCGUAGUGGAACAUAUCGAGCCGUACACCCACUGGAAGCCGGCGUUGAUAGACGCCAUAUUGAAAUAUGGCGACCGGUUGUACACGACGUCGCUACCGCGCGCCGCCAAUCCACCGCAGCUCAGGCCCGACGAAGUGCAACCAGAGUUCCACGUCACCAACUUCAAUGUAAGACUUGAGGUUGAAGGAGAUGUAGUGAAGGGGGAUAUUAAAGCCAGCGAAACUGGAGGCGUGCUUAGUCUAAAGAGGGGACUAGAAAGAUUUUUUGAAUCUAAUAAGUAUGGUGUGGUUUGCGCAAAAGGUUACUGCGUUGGUGUGUGGAAGGCCGCAGACGACAAGUCGUAUUGUUUAUGGGAUCCUCACGCCGUGGGCCCUACCGGCAAAUUCUCACCCGGUGGAGCUGCCGCCUUAGUCCUGUUUUCCACUGUGGACCAACUGGCUGAAACCAUCAAGAAAAAUGUGGAAAUGCUCGAAAGGCCCGGAAUUAACAGGUAUUCCAUAUCGUCGGUAAAAGUGUUCUGGGAGUUCUCUAAGACACCGGGGCCAGUGACUCCCCAGGGCACCGUACCAGACGAGGGCUACGAGUGGAAAGUACUGACGGCGUACGUGGAAACGGCUCGCGGCAGAACUAUACUGAGAGGAACGAGGCCACCGGAUUUGGUUAAAUUCAGUCGUGACGCGAUACUACAAUCAGCUUGCGGCGCUAUAGCGGGCGCUUGUAUGUCGCACAUACGUCGACCGCCGCUGUGGACGCGUCGCACCGUUGACGAAGUGAUGGCCAUCGGCAGCCAGCUGUUCUCCGCUUCACUUUCCUCUCUCGGAUAUGAAUUCCGGCCCGGGGAAGACGUUUUACUGCCUCUGCAGGUCUUGAAACGAUUUUUACUUGGCGUAAAUUACGUUCGAUACGACUUGCAAUCCGUAUACUCUGGUAAACUUGAACAGAAGGAGCCCUCGGAAAUGACAGUAAGGUGCGCACUAGAGCGUUUCUUUGAAGAUCACACUCACGGGAUAUUGUGGUCGAUGCCGCACGCAGUGGCGGUGUGGCGUUACCCGGGCGCUCCGCCCUACUACAUGCUGGAGCCGCACGCUUGCGGCGCCACUGGACUCCGCGUCGAUGCACAGGAUGAUGGCGCUGCAUGUGUAUUGACUUUCACUUCUCCUAAGCUGAUGGCUUUUGCAUAUCUCCAGAACGUCCCAGCUGCGGAGCGCCUGAAGCACGAUUUUCAGUUAUAUGCGAUAUCAGUGACGGUGCAACCUAUUAAGAAGUUGGGUGGCGUUGAUCCACCACUGGUGAGAGCGCCACCUGGCAUCAAACUAGUUCCUGCUACUAGCAAGGUGGGUGUGGACGGCAGCGUGCGCCGCGCGGCCGAGAGCGACCGCAGGCAUCCACCGGGAAGCGCGACUUGUCUCGACGCUCAACGGGCUGCUGAAUUGAAAGACCGAGAAGAAGGCAAGCUCAAAGGACAACGGAACACAACCGGCUGGUUGGUGCUGAACGACGGCACACAGUAUCUGUCCGCUCAGCACUCUAUAGCCUGUCGGAAAUUCUCCGCCGCUUCUAGAGGCAAGCAGGCGUUGGCGUGCUCAGUGAUGGCAGUGGCGAUGACUCGCGUCGAGGACGUAUGCAGAUGGUGCCCGUCCACAUUGGACCAGAUACUGGAAAGCGGGGACCAGCUGUACCAGGAUAGUUAUCUCCAUUACAGACCGCAGCGAAAAGUCCUCACUAUUGAACAGAUCCUUCGCAAGUUCUACACGCCGGGCAACUGCGUGUGUCGGGUUGUGGUGUACAAAGCGCGACAGCAGGGACGCGUCGACACAGACUUAGUGCAACAGUUAACCGAGUUCUUCCGUGAGGAACGAUCCGGUGUAUUUGUUGCUGGGAAUGGUGACUUCGCUGUGGCGCUUUUCAGGACACCGCGAGGUUUCUACAUGUUCGAUCCGGCGGACCGUGAUCGUUAUGGCCGCGCCGUGGCGCCGCCCUGCAUUGGUCGGGCAAGAGCUUGCUUCUCGCAGUAUCCUAACGUUCAAACGUUAGCCGACAAGCUUGGAGCGAAUAUACCGCCGGUUGUAAACGACGUUGGCAAUGAUGACGAACCCGAGGUUACGGUAAUUGCCGACAAUACACAAAAUGACGAAAAAGAUAAGACAAAUAAGGAUGACGAGAGAGAGGUGCGGUUCAAGGAGCCUGCUACAUUUGCCAUUUACGGUAUGGACGUGACCAGCUUGCGCAGAAUAAACCAGUACGAAAGAUGA
Messenger RNA from Parnassius mnemosyne (clouded apollo), 6372 nucleotides. The record is from the annotation of a GenBank genome assembly. Lineage: Eukaryota; Metazoa; Arthropoda; Insecta; Lepidoptera; Papilionidae.